Messenger RNA from Mucor velutinosus, 702 nucleotides. It is a transcript of the gene INT6, whose product is annotated as eukaryotic translation initiation factor 3 subunit E. The coding region runs from base 1 to 702 and encodes 233 amino acids. Lineage: Eukaryota; Fungi; Mucoromycota; Mucoromycetes; Mucorales; Mucoraceae. Gene Ontology annotation, cellular component: endoplasmic reticulum membrane; plasma membrane. The record is from RefSeq and is a predicted model, not a curated record. The transcript has 5 exons. Gene Ontology annotation, biological process: endoplasmic reticulum membrane organization.
AUGUCCAUUAAACUGAAUCUGGAAGACACCAUUGCAUUUGAGAGACCAUUAACACGUGUCGUUAAACAGAACCUCACCAUUCAAAAUCCCCAUGAUAAGCCCGUUGCUUUUAAGGUCAAGACUACAGCGCCCAAACUGUAUUGUGUCCGUCCCAACUCGGAUGUCAUUCCUCCCAAUGGCUCUAUCGACGUUCAAAUCAUGUUACAAGCUCAAAGAGAGGAACCACCUUUGGAUGUGAAAUGUAGAGACAAGUUCUUGAUUUUGAGUACGUACGUCAAUGAAGUUACCGAGAAAAUGGGCAUUACAGAGCUGUGGAAUCAUGUUGAAGAGAACGACAAGAGCAAAAAGACUAUCCAUCAACACAAGUUACGCUGUGUCUACGUCCAGAGCAAAGAGGCCGAGACUAACACUGCUGCCACUCCCGCUGCUGCUCCUGCUCCUGCUGCCAAUCUCACAUCCAUCACACCAGUAGCUACUGCUCCUGCUGCUGCUCAGGCUAAUGCUGCUGCCAACGACGCCAAUACCAAGGGAUCCCAAAAGGAUCAAGAAGAUGUUAUUGAAAAGAUGAAGGCAAUGGAGCGAGAACUGAACAAAUACAAGGAAGCUGAGAAGUUGGAAGUUAAGACAGGAUUCCCUCCCAGCAUCUACAUCUUGAUCAGUCUGAUUAUUGCUGCUAUUGCUUAUUUCAUAACAACAAAGUGA